AUGAUUUUGAUAGCAAUUUUUCUAGCUUCUCUUGCUUUUCUGUGGCUUUGCAGAAGCAAGAAGAAGACAGAUAAUUUACCACCUGGUCCCAUUGGGUUGCCAAUUUUGGGAAGCCUUAACAAGUUGGGAGCAAAUCCUCAUCGGGAUCUGCACCGACUAGCUCAGAAAUAUGGGCCUGUCAUGUUCUUACGCUUAGGUUUUGUGCCCACCGUUGUUGUUUCUUCACCCCAAGCUGCCGAACUCUUCCUCAAGACCCAUGACCUUGUGUUUGCCAAUAGACCACGUUAUCAAGCUCAAAAAUACGUCUCUUGGGGACAGAAGAACUUGGGCUUUGUUGAAUAUGGCUCUUACUGGCGCAACAUGCGUAAGAUGUGCACGUUGGAACUGCUAAGCCAAACCAAAAUUAAUUCCUUCAGAAGCACGAGGGAGGAGGAGCUUGACCUGUUGAUCAAGCUUCUGAGAGAGGCAGCCAAGGAUGGAGCUGCUGUUGAUGUCAGUGCAAAGGUUUCAAAACUGAGCGCAGACAUGGCUUGUAGAAUGAUUUUAGGGAAGAAGUACAUGGACCAGGACUUGGAUGAGAAGGGGUUCAAGGCUGUGAUGCAAGAGGCGUUGCAUUUAGUAGCAACUCCUAACAUGGGAGAUUACAUUCCUUACAUCGCUGCACUUGACCUUCAAGGGCUAACUAGGCGCUUGAAAGUGGUUCACAAAAUCUUCGAUGACUUCUUCGAGAAAAUUAUUGACGAGCACAUGGAAUCAGGGAAGGAAGAAGAGAAGACAAAGGAUUUCGUGGAUGUGAUGUUGGGUUUUUAUGGUACUGAAAAUUCUGAAUACCGCAUUGAACGAGCCAAUAUUAAAGCCAUACUUAUGGAUAUGUUGGGUGGGUCAGUGGACACUUCUGCUGCAUCAAUAGAGUGGACAGUUUCAGAGCUGAUAAAGAAUCCAAGGGUGAUGAAGAAACUCCAAGAGGAACUGGAAAGCGUGGUGGGUAUGAAGAGGAAGGUGGAAGAAUCAGACUUAGAGAAGUUAGAAUAUCUGGACAUGGUUAUAAAGGAAAGUCUGAGACUUCAUCCAGUGGUACCGUUGCUGAUACCACACGAGUCAAGGGAAGAUUGCAUGGUUGGAGAGUUUUUCAUUCCUAAAAAGUCAAAGGUGAUAGUGAAUGCAUGGGCUAUUAUGAGAGACCCAAGUGCUUGGGUUGAUGCAGAAAAGUUCUGGCCUGAGAGAUUUGAAGGAAUAAACAUAGAUGUUCGAGGGCGUGAUUUUGAGCUGAUACCAUUUGGUUCCGGCAGAAGGGGAUGUCCAGGAAUGCAACUGGGUCUAACUGUGGUUCGUCAGACAGUGGCACAAGUUGUCCAUUGUUUUGAUUGGAAGCUUCCAGAUAACAUGUUACCAUCUGAGUUGGAUAUGGCAGAAGAGUUUGGCCUCGCAAUGCCAAGAGCCAAUCAUCUCUUUGCCAUUCCUACCUAUCGACUUUCGCAUGAGAGUGAUUAUUAGUGAAAAAAAAAAUUUGCGAGGAAAAAAUGUAUUAUUUUUUAAGUGGUUUUUGAAUAUUAAGAAUGAGAGAAAAAAAAAUAAAAAAUUACUUAAAAAAACAUAUAAAAUUAUAAAAAAAAAUUAUCAAAAUUUAAUAGUUAAAAUAUCAUUUUUCAAUGCAAUGUUAUAUUCGUAUAUCAGGGAAGAAAAUUUCCUUCUAUUUGGUUAGGUUGCUUUCAAUAAUUUAUGGUGAAGUAGAUCACCCUUUCCCUUUCUUAUUCCCAAACAAGUAUUAUGUACCUCAAACUGUUGACUAUUCCAUAGACAUGGAUGAAUAAUAGACACUCAUUUGCAAUUUGCAGGUUUGAGAUCGAUGUAAUUUGACAUAUCGGUGGGAAUAAAUGUUUUAUAUAACAACUA
Messenger RNA from Vigna unguiculata (cowpea), 1893 nucleotides. RefSeq names its product cytochrome P450 71AU50-like. Gene Ontology annotation, molecular function: heme binding; iron ion binding; monooxygenase activity. The record is from RefSeq and is a predicted model, not a curated record. Lineage: Eukaryota; Viridiplantae; Streptophyta; Magnoliopsida; Fabales; Fabaceae.